CCGGCAACCUUUUCUGGUCAAGGUUUCGGAAGAGAAGAGGAAAAAUAAAAAGACCAUUAAGCUCAGGAGAGAUAGAUCGAUAGAUAGGUAGUGCGAGUAAAUUCGGGCCAUGGGGGAUUGUAUUUAUUGAUUUCGCUCAGGGACUUCAAAGACGUGUUGCCAUGGAAAAAGCUUUGGGGCCAACAAAAUGAAUGUCUAUCAUAUUCUUCUUCCUAUUGGAUUGAUGAUGAAAGUCGUGACUGGAUGAACUAAUGUUUUGAGAAGUGGAGGAGGAGUCCAGUGAGGAACUGAAGGACUAUUCAUGUGACAAAUUUGAAGAGGAACUAAAAGGGUAGCAGCAUAAUGACAAUGAAGAACAAGUAAAGGCUCCAUUGGAAGCAUCUUUCAGCUGAGAAAUCUUUUGUUAGUAAAGUUGAUGAAGUCGGGCACCAGCCAGUUUCUGUUCCUAAUAAUUCAAUUGAAAAGAAGAGCUUAGUGGAUAGAACAACAUGUGAGUCAGCUAUCAUGCAAGGUGUAAAGAAGUCCAAGCAGGUUCCAGAUUUUCAAGGGCAAUCCAGACUGUCCAUUGCAAUUGAUGAUAGUUAUGCUUCCAAACAACAGGGAUUUAUAGGCAAUUCUGGAAAACACAGGCAUAGCAGAUGGGAUAAACAGCCUGAGGGAGAUGGACAUACAAGUGAAGAUGAACGGAUUCAUAAAGUAAGAAAAACCCGGUGGGCUAGUGAUGAACCCAAAUUGAAAUUGCCUGGUUCAGUUAAGGUUCCUGUCAGGUUUGAGUUGGAUCCUGAAGUUCAGAAAUUAAAGGCUGUACUUUCAGAGAUAAAUGACAAGUUGCUGAAACCAGAACUUCAUGAUAAUAGGGCUGAACAUGAAAGAUCUCCUCCUCCCGAACCAUUGUACGACAACCUUGGAAUGAGAAUAAAUACCAGGGAAGUGAGGCUUCGCAAAAACUUGUUCAAAAACGUCUAGAUAUCAGAUCAAGGUUAAUUCAGAAAAACCCAAUUUGAAACAAAAACGAACAUCUGUUACAUGAAUACAAAGCUCUGUGAAAAGCUUUUCAUACUGGCGAAAGAAUAUCCUGGUUAUAAUUUUAUUGUUCUCAUCCUUGGUCCUCAGGGAAACACACUCAAGAGGAUGGAGAGGGAAGUGGGGCUAAGAUUCUUUUGAGAGGUAAAGGCUCAUCAAUAAAAGACCUUAAGCUUACCUCUGAGAAAGAAGAUUUGCAUGUCAGAAUAGAGGUGGACAAUAAAAAAUCAUCAGAUGCUGCAGUUCAAAUGGUUAAGAAACUGCUAAUCCCAGUUGCAGAGGGAAUGAAUGAACAAAAACAGGCCCAGUUAGCUGAGCUUGCAAAACUGAAGAAAGAUGCAAGUGGUUGCAAUGUUUGUGGUGAGAAAGGCCACCAGCGAUAUUGCUGUCCUAGCCUUCUCUCUACUUUCAUGAGCAUUUCCUGUGACACCUGUGGCAGCAACAGCCAUCCAACAGCUGCCUACCCUGUACCAACUCAGAAUAAACCAAACAAAAGAGUUGAUGAUGCAAGUCUUUACGUUGGCUAUCUACCUCAAGUUGUGGAUGAAAACCGUUUGAAAGAGCUGUUUUCUCCAUUUGGUAAGCUAACUGAAGCAAAAGUGAUCAGAGACCAAACUACAGGUUUAAGCAAAUGCUAUGGCUUUGUUAAAUUUGAAAAUCCAACAGAUGCAGCUGCUGCUUUUUCACACUUGAAUGGUUAUAAAAUGGAUGGAAAGAUGCUGGCAGUAAGGGUGGCUGGGAUUAAACCGGUUUUAGGACACUCAGUUGGGAACCCUCUUACACAGAAUCCUGGGCCUGCAGCAGUUUCCCAAAUAAUCCCUGGCCAUGUUGCUUGGCCUGUCCCUCCUGGGUCAUUGAUACCAGAACAUCAAGCUUCUUUUCCUCAAGGUGAGGGCAUGAACUUGUUUCAGGCAUCCUGCUUUGCAGGGAAUACUCAACUCCUGCCUAAAAGUCAAGUCUUUAGGUUUUAACUCUGCACCUGGCAUCUCAAGUUUCCAUGAUCCAAGCAGUAUUAGUGGCCUGUGUUCAAAAAACAGUGUUUCACUCUCCUAAUCGAGUUCAAAUACCUGGUUCCAUGGCAACAAAGUUUAUGGUAGUUCCCACUUUGAGCCAUAUUUUAACAAACCAACAUUGGAAUCAGCUCCAGCAUUACUUCCCAGUCAGACACAAGAGUGGAAUUUGCAACCUAUUCCUGGGCCAACAAGUCAUCGUCCACAUUAACAAACAAGCCGGUCAAGGCUUUCAUCAACUUGCCAUAUGUUUGCUGUUCCAAGCAGUGGCACUGAAGCAAAUAUCAUUAUCUUUUAUGAAUGAUAUUUCAUUUUCCCAUUUUUUUUGGUUUAGACAAUGCUUGAAUACGUACACAUUGUACAGGGGUUUCUAGUGACUUGGUUAAUGUAUAAACUUUACUUUAUGCCUACAGUAACAGGCUGAUGUUGUUACAAUCUAAUUUAUUCCUCAGUUGCUAAUAUUAAGCAUUAGUUUUCUACUGUAAGAUCUGUUUACGCAUAAUGGGAAACCGUUUAUCCAGGAUAGUCUCUGUCCAGGGGGCUGGAUGGACUUUGAAUAGUAUUUCUGUGAUAAAUUGCAAAACUAAUCCACCGGAAAUAAAAAUAAUUACAAUGAGAAAAAGGAGAAUCAUAAAAUUGAUUGCAGCAUGCUUUGAGAAUUGCUGAAACUCGAACGGAAUGCAACCAUGUCAAGAAGUCCAGGAGCUGCAGCUGUCCUGUAGUCUGUUAGGUAGAUUUUAAAACCCCCUGGCCACAGCAAUUGUUGUCGAGUGGUCUGUUCCCUGGAUUUCAAGAACCCCCUACAUCUUAUUUCAUAUUCCAGUAUGAGAAUGCAUUUCUGAAGGACUGGCU
Durio zibethinus is the source of this 2885-nucleotide messenger RNA. Its product is annotated as splicing factor-like protein 1. Gene Ontology annotation, cellular component: nucleus. The record is from RefSeq and is a predicted model, not a curated record. Lineage: Eukaryota; Viridiplantae; Streptophyta; Magnoliopsida; Malvales; Malvaceae. Gene Ontology annotation, molecular function: mRNA binding.